AUGAAACCAACGGUUGUCAACGCCGAGGAGGGGCCUGAGAGAGGCAGUGGAUUUGCGAAAACGACAUCAAUUAACAGCGGUGUAGAUGACGUGGAGGUGGUAGCCGUGGCGUUGCUCGCGCUCGAAGUUAGCAGCAUGGAGAACGGAGAAGGCACUGAAAGACUACCUAUGAGGCACGCUGGCAUCUUCCGCGUCAUGGAUACUGAUAUAUGGCGUGGCGAGGAUUUCGAAGCGGUGGAUUAUACUCCGACGACGAUGGUGAUGAAUAAAGAUUUCGAUUGCGCCGAGGUAAAAGUCUUGAAAUCCUCCAUUGGGAAUUGCUUGCAGGCACGUCGUAGCUACAUGAUCGAAGGUCCUGUGGUGACAAAGGGCGGAGGCGAAUGUUUUUGUUGGUUCGAGGAGUGCAACGGGUUGUCGGUCGGUAAAGGAAUGUCGUGUAAUCAUGAAUAUAGCUUUGUGUUGCUGAGUAAGAGGGAGAUUAGAUUGCGAAGUUCGACGGCAGGGAGUUAUAGGCGGGAGAACGUGAAAUGUGGAGGAUGUGCAUGUUGUGGUGCAUUGAUGGGAAAGAACUCUUCUCAGCUUGAUUCUUUAGCCCCAAAGCAGGCUGAGAAGCGCCUAAGAAAGAAAGAACAACAUAACCAGCUUUGCAGGGCCAUUGUCCAAGAGCAACACGGUACCCCAAGUACAGCCAAAGUCCUUCGUAUCCAUCCUAACCGUCCUGAUCUCCAAGAACGUAUUAUUGAUCAUGGUCAUGUUAUCCUUGUUGAUGCACUCACCAGGGAAUUCAUUACAUCUAUUUAUACACUUCACAACAAUGACAACACCAACAAGCAUCUCAGAGCCAAAUUUGAUUGGGCUGUACAAAUCUUAUAUCAUCAUGGCCUUGCACAUAAGCAGUGUGAUAUCAAUAAAGCCCAAGAAGCUUUAGGUGAUGCAAAGAGUGGUGAGAUGUAUCCUACCGGCUCUCGUGGUGGGACAGAUAAAGGAAAGUCUGGUGACCCCCAUGCAUCUGGAUGUGCUAUUGGACUUUUUUGUCUCAUGGAACGUGAUUCAGGUAGAGUCAUAUACCCCAAAGUAGCCAGCUCAUCUCCACCAUACCACAUCAAGGGAGCUUAA
Melampsora larici-populina 98AG31 is the source of this 1116-nucleotide messenger RNA. RefSeq lists its product as uncharacterized. The transcript is spliced from 6 exons. Bases 1 to 1116 code for a protein of 371 amino acids. The record is from RefSeq and is a predicted model, not a curated record. Lineage: Eukaryota; Fungi; Basidiomycota; Pucciniomycetes; Pucciniales; Melampsoraceae.